Molecule: messenger RNA, 540 nt
Organism: Lingula anatina
Lineage: Eukaryota; Metazoa; Brachiopoda; Lingulata; Lingulida; Lingulidae
Source: RefSeq, a predicted model, not a curated record
AUGGCGCCCAUUGUACGAAAAUUUAGGCCAAGUCACAUGAUCCACAGGAUAUCUGCUGGAACCCACCAUGACAAAACUGGAGGAGGCAGUAAUUACCUAUGUUUGCCACAGACACCAGAGUGGGGGAAAUACCAAGAUGGAGGGCAAAAUUUAGGUUCUUACAUACAUGGUGUGGAAUAUCAAUAUGUUACGCCUAACAUAUUUUCAACAUCCAAUACAGGAGGUCAGAAUUUUCGUUACCAUGAUGCCCCCUGUGCUGUAUGCUACACCCAAACACGCCCCAGUCAUGUGAUGAUACCAGCCAAGAAGACAUGUCCAGCUGGGUGGACAACAGAGUACAAUGGAUACCUGGUAUCAACUCAUGAUAUUUUCCAGAGAACAGAGUUUGUCUGCCUUGAUGAAGCUCCUGAAUUGGUAGCUGGUGGCCAUGAAGAAAAAUAUGGUGCCUUCUUCUACACUGCUGAAGCUAAGUGUGGUUCUCUCCCCUGUCCACCUUACGUGGAUGGAAGAGAACUGGCCUGUGUUGUCUGUACUAAAUAG